Molecule: messenger RNA, 2225 nt
Organism: Microtus ochrogaster (prairie vole)
Lineage: Eukaryota; Metazoa; Chordata; Mammalia; Rodentia; Cricetidae
Product: NXPE family member 1
Source: RefSeq, a predicted model, not a curated record
AUUCCCACGUCAAGAUUCAUACUUGGUGCUCAGCAAAACAAGAAUCACGACAGAUCAACUUUGUUUAAAGGGUACUGACCAUGUUCUCAAACGUACUGCGUCAAAAAAUGCUGCUAACAUUCAUGUCAGUUUUAAUAAUUAUCUGGAUAAUUUUUGAAAUUUCUCAAAAUCCCACAAAGCUUCAGGCCGUUCUGAAUGCAAGCUUCUCCUUCCAUUCCUGCUACACCUCCAUGAAGUCCUUGUGUCCGGAAACGCCAGCGAAUCAGUCAAGGUUACCAACAGAGAUGAAGCUGAGAGAGGAGAGCCCUAAAAUGACGGCACCGGUCAAGUCACCGACAGAGAAAGAGCUGAGAAUCAGGGCGAUCCUGGAGAAGCUAGAUCAGCAGAUCCCUCCCAGACCCUUCACCCACCUCAACACCACCACCAGCGCCACACACAGUACAGCCACCAUCCUCAACCCUCGAGACACAUACUGCACGGGGGACAAACUGGAGGUGCUGCUGGAAGCUAGGGACUACUCUGGUCGCAGGAAGGAGUAUGGAGGGGACUUCCUGAGGGCCAGGAUAUCCUCCCCAGCCCUGAAGGCAGGAGCUUCUGGAAAGGUGACAGACUUCAACAAUGGCACCUACCUGGUCAGCUUCACUCUGUUCUGGGAGGGCCAGGUGGCCCUGUCUAUCCUGCUCAUCCAUCCCAGUGAAGGGGUGUCAGCCCUCUGGAGGGCCCGGAACCAAGGCUAUGAUAGAAUUGCCUUCAAGGGUAAAUUUGUUAAUGGCACCUCCCAGGUCUUAGUUAAAUGUGGCCUGUCCCUAAACUCAAGCACUGAACUCUGCAAAUACCUGUACAGUGGCGGUGAAGAAGUUUUCUACUGUCUGAAGCCUCAACACAUGCCCUGUGAGGCCCUGACCCAUGUGUGCACCAACCAGCAAGGUGUUUCUUUUCUUACUGACAAAGAGAAAGAUCUUUUCCAGAAGUCGAACAUAGGAGUUGAAAUGAUGAAGAACCCUAAGUUUAUUAGUGUCUCUCGAUGUAACAAGAGAGAGGAAAACAGGGGAAAGAAAUGUCAGAUCGGAACGGAGAUUCCCACACCUAGCGGUUACACUUUUCAAGGAAGAUGGGUAACAGCCCAGUGCAAGCAGAGUCUGCUGAACUCCAGUCAGAUAAAUGACUGCUUGAAAAGGAAACUCAUUUACUUCCUGGGAGACUCGACGCUGCGCCAAUGGAUCGAAUACUUUCCCAAAGUUGCAAAAAAACUGAAGCCUUUUGAUCUUCAUGGGACUGGACUAUAUAAGAAACAUGUGCUCCUGGAUGCUGAAGGGCACACUCUGGUAGAAUGGAAGAAGCACAGCCACCCGUUCAUUACGGUCAAUCUGUACUCUGUGAUAGAUGACGGCUAUAUUCCUCAGGAAAUUGACCGCUUACUAGGUGACAAAGAUACUGCCAUCGCCAUUACCCUGGGCCAGCACUUCAGACCCUUCCCCAUGGAACUUUUCAUUCGGAGAGCCAUCAGUAUCCGAAACGCUAUUGAACGACUCUUCCUCAGAGCCCCGGACACUAAAGUCAUCAUUAAGACAGAGAACAUCAGGGAGAUGUACAUAGAUACGGAGAAAUUUGGAGACUUCCACGGUUAUAUUCAGUAUCUAACCUUGAAGGACAUUUUCAAAGACCUUCGUGUGGGUAUCAUUGAUGCCUGGGACAUGACCAUAGCAUGUCACAGCAAUAUUCUCCACCCGCCUGAGCAAGUGAUUGGGAAUCAGAUUGCCAUGUUUCUAAACUAUAUCUGCUAAAGCGCCAUCCCUUGGAGCCGGUGUCCACUGGCCGUGCCGUGUGAUCCAUCAAUAAAGAUUUAUUCAGUUUAGGGUCUAAGAAAAAUCAGAUUUCAAAGAAUCAGUCUUGGAAUAGAGACACAGCUCAGUUGAAAGGGUGCUUGCUUGGCAUGCAUGAAGCCCUGGGUUGUUCUUUCAGCACCACACAAGCAGGGCAUUGUGGCACUUGCUUGUAAUUCCAGCACUCAGGAGGACAGAAGUUCAAGGUUAUCCUUAAUUACCUAGUCAGAUGGGGGGAGGGGGAGCUGAGCUAUGCGGAAAGUUUCCUUGAUUAAAAACAGGAGUCAUAAUCUCGAAAGAAUACAAACUUAAGAACAAUGACUAUGGAGAUGGGAUAUUAAGCCAAGAAAACUAGGCGUGAAGGACAAUCCCAGAAUACACUACGUUUAUCUCCAUGUUAAU